This is a messenger RNA of Nomascus leucogenys (northern white-cheeked gibbon), 9014 nucleotides long. It is a transcript of the gene NEDD4L, whose product is annotated as NEDD4 like E3 ubiquitin protein ligase. The record is from RefSeq and is a predicted model, not a curated record. Gene Ontology annotation, biological process: ubiquitin-dependent protein catabolic process; regulation of dendrite morphogenesis. The transcript has 33 exons. NCBI's taxonomy places the organism in Eukaryota, Metazoa, Chordata, Mammalia, Primates, Hylobatidae. The coding region runs from base 1184 to 3751 and encodes 855 amino acids. Gene Ontology annotation, molecular function: sodium channel inhibitor activity; ubiquitin protein ligase activity; protein binding.
GGGAGAGGCGCCGGGGCUGCAGCCCCGUGCUCGGCGCGCUCUCGGGAGCCGCCGGCCCGCUGGUCCCGCAGCCUUCCGGGAGGAAGCGGCGCCGGCAGCGGCCAGGGCGCGCUCUCGGGCACCCUCACCUGCCGGCGCCCGGCCGCUUCCCCGGCAGGGCGUGCGCAGGGUAGGGUGCGGGACCCGGGGGACCUGGAGGCAGACGGGAGAACCGGCCGUCCGCGCCGCAGCACAGCCUCUGGGAGCGCCUCGGACCCCACGCGGGGCGCCGGCUCCAUGGCGACCGGGCUUGGGGAGCCGGUCUAUGGACUUUCUGAAGACGAGCCCGGGAGUCCAUGAUGCAUGUCACGUCUGGGUCGCGCGGCUGGAGACCCGGGACUGCGGAGAAGCCGGAUCGUUUCCCCCUGGAACUUUCUCUCUCAUGAUUGUGUGGAUCAGCAGGCGCUCAGAAGCCUGUGCGUGCUUAUCCCGGCGGGAAUGGGGGACACGCUGCGUGUGUCCCUCCCCUCGUUUUGCAAAGUCUACGGCCAGGAUUGUGGAUUUCGGAGCCUCGGUGGGGGAGGUGUUCAAGGCUGGUGGCAGGUGCUCCUGGAAACUUGGGGAGGAAGCUUGCAGCCCUGCCAUUUUUUCCUCCCGAGGAUUCAAAGCCCGGGACCUCCGGGGUGGGUGGGGAGAGGAAAGCUCAAUUGAUCUCUUUUAUUAAUAAAGCGAAUGAAUAAGCCACGCCUCCCAGGCGGUCGGUUUCACUGGAAAGGGCUUUGUUUUUACCUUCACUCUCUCUUCUGUGUCUCCCACUCUCCCCUUUUGAAACAAUCCUGCUAAAUCACUGCCUAGUCCUCUCUCGACCAGCCACGCUCGGCUCUUAUUGGGAGAGUCCCGUAUUCUCAGAGUAAAAGUUGUUUCUGGAAUUGAUCUCGCCAAAAAGGACAUCUUUGGAGCCAGUGAUCCGUACGUGAAACUUUCAUUGUACGUAGCGGAUGAGAAUAGAGAACUUGCUUUGGUCCAGACAAAAACAAUUAAAAAGACGCUGAACCCAAAAUGGAAUGAAGAAUUUUAUUUCAGGGUAAACCCAUCUAAUCACAGACUCCUAUUUGAAGUAUUUGAUGAAAAUAGACUGACACGAGACGACUUCCUGGGCCAGGUGGACGUGCCCCUUAGUCACCUUCCGACAGAAGAUCCAACCAUGGAGCGACCCUAUACAUUUAAGGACUUUCUCCUCAGACCAAGAAGUCAUAAGUCUCGAGUUAAGGGAUUUUUGCGAUUGAAAAUGGCCUAUAUGCCGAAAAAUGGAGGUCAAGAUGAAGAAAACAGUGACCAGAGGGACGACAUGGAGCAUGGAUGGGAAGUUGUUGACUCAAAUGACUCGGCUUCUCAGCACCAAGAGGAACUUCCUCCUCCUCCUCUGCCUCCCGGGUGGGAAGAAAAAGUGGACAAUUUAGGCCGAACUUACUAUGUCAACCACAACAACCGGACCACUCAGUGGCACCGACCAAGCCUGAUGGAUGUGUCCUCAGAGUCGGACAAUAACAUCAGACAGAUCAACCAGGAGGCAGCACACCGGCGCUUCCGCUCCCGCAGGCACAUCAGUGAAGACUUGGAGCCUGAGCCCUCGGAGGGCGGGGAUGUCCCCGAGCCUUGGGAGACCAUUUCAGAGGAAGUGAAUAUCGCUGGAGACUCUCUCGGUCUGGCUCUGCCCCCACCACCAGCUUCCCCAGGAUCUCGGACCAGCCCUCAGGAGCUGUCAGAGGAACUGAACAGAAGGCUUCAGAUCACUCCAGACUCCAAUGGGGAACAGUUCAGCUCUUUGAUUCAAAGAGAACCCUCCUCAAGGUUGAGGUCAUGCAGUGUCACCGACGCAGUUGCAGAACAGGGCCAUCUACCACCGCCCAGUGCCCCAGCUGGGAGAGCGCGUUCAUCAACUGUCACGGGUGGUGAGGAACCAACGCCAUCAGUGGCCUAUGUACAUACCACGCCGGGUCUGCCUUCAGGCUGGGAAGAAAGAAAAGAUGCUAAGGGGCGCACAUACUAUGUCAAUCAUAACAAUCGAACCACAACUUGGACUCGACCUAUCAUGCAGCUUGCAGAAGAUGGUGCAUCCGGAUCAGCCACAAACAGUAACAACCAUCUAAUCGAGCCUCAGAUCCGCCGGCCUCGUAGCCUCAGCUCGCCAACAGUAACUUUAUCUGCCCCGCUGGAGGGUGCCAAGGACUCACCCGUACGUCGGGCUGUGAAAGACACCCUUUCCAACCCACAGUCCCCACAGCCAUCACCUUACAACUCCCCCAAACCACAACACAAAGUCACACAGAGCUUCUUGCCACCCGGCUGGGAAAUGAGGAUAGCGCCAAACGGCCGGCCCUUCUUCAUUGAUCAUAACACAAAGACUACAACCUGGGAAGAUCCACGUUUGAAAUUUCCAGUACAUAUGCGGUCAAAGACAUCUUUAAACCCCAAUGACCUUGGCCCCCUUCCUCCUGGCUGGGAAGAAAGAAUUCACUUGGAUGGCCGAACAUUUUAUAUUGAUCAUAAUAGCAAAAUUACUCAGUGGGAAGACCCAAGACUGCAGAAUCCAGCUAUUACUGGUCCGAAGGCUGUUCCUUAUUCCAGAGAAUUUAAGCAGAAAUAUGACUACUUCAGGAAGAAAUUAAAGAAACCUGCUGAUAUCCCCAAUAGGUUUGAAAUGAAACUUCACAGAAAUAACAUAUUUGAAGAGUCCUAUCGGAGAAUUAUGUCCGUGAAAAGACCAGAUGUCCUAAAAGCUAGACUGUGGAUUGAGUUUGAAUCAGAGAAAGGUCUUGACUAUGGGGGUGUGGCCAGAGAAUGGUUCUUCUUACUGUCCAAAGAGAUGUUCAACCCCUACUACGGCCUCUUUGAGUACUCUGCCACGGACAACUACACCCUUCAGAUCAACCCUAAUUCAGGCCUCUGUAAUGAAGAUCAUUUGUCCUACUUCACUUUCAUUGGAAGAGUUGCUGGUCUGGCCGUAUUUCAUGGGAAGCUCUUAGAUGGUUUCUUCAUUAGACCAUUUUACAAGAUGAUGUUGGGAAAGCAGAUAACCCUGAAUGACAUGGAAUCUGUGGAUAGUGAAUAUUAUAACUCUUUGAAAUGGAUCCUGGAGAAUGACCCUACUGAGCUGGACCUCAUGUUCUGCAUAGAUGAAGAAAACUUUGGACAGACAUAUCAAGUGGAUUUGAAGCCCAACGGGUCAGAAAUAAUGGUCACAAAUGAAAACAAAAGGGAAUAUAUCGACUUAGUCAUCCAGUGGAGAUUUGUGAACAGGGUCCAGAAGCAGAUGAACGCCUUCUUGGAGGGAUUCACAGAACUACUUCCUAUUGAUUUGAUUAAAAUUUUUGAUGAAAAUGAGCUGGAGUUGCUCAUGUGCGGCCUCGGUGAUGUGGAUGUGAAUGACUGGAGACAGCAUUCUAUUUACAAGAACGGCUACUGCCCAAACCACCCCGUCAUUCAGUGGUUCUGGAAGGCUGUGCUACUCAUGGACGCCGAAAAGCGUAUCCGGUUACUGCAGUUUGUCACAGGGACGUCGCGAGUACCUAUGAAUGGAUUUGCUGAACUUUAUGGUUCCAAUGGUCCUCAGCUGUUUACAAUAGAGCAAUGGGGCAGUCCUGAGAAACUGCCCAGAGCUCACACAUGCUUUAAUCGCCUUGACUUACCUCCAUAUGAAACCUUUGAAGAUUUACGAGAGAAACUUCUCAUGGCCGUGGAAAAUGCUCAAGGAUUUGAAGGGGUGGAUUAAGCACCCUCUGCCUCGGGGGUGGUUGUUCUUCAAGCAAGUUCUGCUUGCACUUUUGCAUUUGCCUAACAGACUUUUGCAGAGGCGAUGGCAGAGAGCAGCUGCAGGCAUGGUCCCUGGAGCCGAGCCUUCACCACGCACUCAUCCAAGUUCGGAUGCGGGAACCUGGUCCCAGCUUGAGUUCCUGCAUUUCCCACCACAAAUUAUCAACUGGUUGAUGUGUACACUAAUUACAUUUCAGGAGGACUUAUGCUAUUUAUGUUGUGCCUCUGCAGGCAAAGCCCUUAAUAAAUAUUUUACAUCCUUUCUAAUGACAAUGAAUGGAAUUAAUCACUCUACAGGUAUAGUAUUACAACUCAUGUUUACUUUUUAAAAUGAUUUAGACUGAUUUGCAGAUUUUAUUUCGUUAUGAUUAAAGAUGUCUCAUGUACUUGGAACAGUGAGCAUUUUUUUUUUUUUUGUAUUUCACUUUCAUACCAGGCUUAAUGUCAAUGACAUUUUUAUUUUUGAAGUACUCUGACACCUCCACCCUCUACUUUAUUAGAAUUGGAAGGCAAAUUUUUGUCCAAAAACCUUCUACAGACAAGUACUUUGAGAGAAUUUCCAAUAUAAUAUUAGACAUAAUGAUAAUUUUUUCCAUACUCAGAAUGAAAAACUGGAUAUUACGUUUUUGUUUUGGGGUUUUUUUGUACAAAUUUAGCUAAUAGCUACAGGCUGAGAGAAUUGUAACAUAGCAUGACAAAUUUUGUGUUGACUUGAAAGGAAUCACACCAUUAUUCCUUAGAAGUAAUUACAUGUGCUCUAACACAUUUGAGACAGGGUUGGACUCCCAUUUCUCAUCCGAGAAAUUACUUAACCCUUCCUGGCGCUGUACAGUCAUCUUUUAUUCUCUUUCCUCUUUGCUGUUUGUAGUACAGACAUUUUGAAUGAAACUUGGCACUGCUUGAUUCAAAACUGUGGAAACCAGAUCUGUUUAGUCUCCUGUUUGUAUGCGUUUGCUAAUGGUAGCUAAAUAACCAGUUUUUGUUGUAAAUGCACCAAUUCUGAAGGCACUUUAUGUACUACAUGGAGGUCAUAUCUGGUUUUGUUUUUAUUUUUUUAUCAUGAACAUUAAAUGUGAUGAUGAUUUCUUUUCCCUGCACACAUCUUUCCGGUGCAAUAUCUAUCAGUUGUGAAUCUGGCUGCUGGUGUAUAAAAACCUGGAUGUAAAGCUGAGCCUACAGACCUGUCCUCACCAACUGUUUUGUGAUUUCUACUCAACUACAAAGAUUUAUUUAAUGUACACUUAAUCUGAGUUUUGUUACCAAUGACCUGUUGCAUGCUUCGAUACCGUGUACUGCCUGAGUUGUGUCUGUUGUGUGCCAGAUUAAAAGUGAGACAGAGACUUGACUUGAUCCUCUGAGCUCAAGCUGUUGAGCUGGUAGUGGCAGAGGACUGAAGGGACCUGCACAGUUUGAUUCUUUUCCACAUGUAAGUCUCCAUUGCAGAAUUGUCGUGCUUUGAGAAAACACCUGAGGCAGACUGGGAGUUGAACGAACCCCGCUGUCCUUUUUAACCUGUGUUGUCCUAGACCCUGUUGGGGCAGUUAGGGGACACUAGAGAUUUGAUCUCGUGCCAGUCAUCAAUAGGACAAAAAAAGUUGUGAUUUGGGGAGGUCUGUUUGUUACAUAAAAAGGACCUUUCGGUGUAAGAAAUUGCCGAUUUUACCCUGCCCUGGCUGGCAUGUGAGAAGCCAUGGAAGGUUGUGGUUGUAAAUGAGUUGUCUACAGGGGUACAGAGGCCUGAGGUUUCUAAAAGAAGGUAGAUUUGUACAGACCUGAGUGUUGAUUCCCUUUUCUUAUUGGUUGAAAAAUACCUGGUAGUGAUCAGAAAACUUAGAUGCUAUGUAACUAAAAAGAAAAAAAAAAAAAUUCCUGCUCAUGAGUUUUGACUAUUGGUGAGACGUUUCCCCUACAGUUAACAUGACAAAUGUCUCAGUGGCAAAAAUCCCCUUUUUGUAAGCUCCCAUAGUCUAGAGUCAGUUUUCUUUUUAAGAAUCAUGCCAGAGCCUGAGUCGAGCAGUACGCUUGCUUGGUUUUUGAGAGUAAUUGUGUAAUUGUAGAGGGAGAAAUCCAAUUCUAACCUAAGAACGGGGAUUCUUCUGUCGUCUUGUAAACUGUGUAUUGAAAAAAACAGAAGAGUCACUAAAUGCAUAUUAAGUCAAGUAUUGGAAAGUAUAAAAGAAAAAUCAUUCUGACAAUUUCUAAGCCAGAAGCAAACAAGAAUUACUGAAAUCUACCCCAUGAGUACUUGGAAGGCAGUAAUCGUGAGUGACACCUCAGUUCAUCAGCCCCUUAAUAAUAUCAGCUUGAUUUUAAUGACAACUAAAUAUUGCUGAAGUGAGGAUUUAGUAUUUUUUAAAAAAGCAAAACAAGGUUCAGUAGUCCUCAGCAAUUCUCCAAGUUUCUCUCUUUGCCUAAAAUGGUCGUAGAUCUUGAUUUCUCUGAAUCAUGAUGACCACGCCCAGUCAUCUUCACAGCGUAAUUGCAAGUGGCAGUAAAGACAGUGUGCUGGGUAAGGAGCAGUUGCUGGGUCAUUCCUUGGGCCCCGACCUGCCCGGCGAGUAGCUCUGGGGGAGAGAGGGCAGUGUUGCCUAUCCCAGAGGUCCCAGCAGCCACACUGCUCUGCAGACCAGACUCUCCUUAUAGCCGGAGAAAUCACCUUAAUGCAGUCUCUUUAGUUGUCUGCUGAAGCUAUAGUGAUUAUGGGCCACUUACAUGAGGCUGAGAAGUACGUGCCAGAGCUCACACACUGCCUGUUGCGGGUCUCUUAAUAUCAGUUAUCACGGCCGCCUGUGGGUCCCGGGUAUUGCCAUUCCUGCCCCUUGUUGGCCCGAGGAAGGAUGUGGAAAGAGCGCCUGGUGGGAUGAAAGUCUAACAGCCUGUGCCUCUCCACGGCUGGCCCCGGAGCCGGCAGCAGUGAGGCAUUCAUUGUCGGUGUUGCGGUGUAUUCCCAGCUUCAGUGCUCUUUUUCCUUUUUGCCUGAAAUGUUUAUGCUUCUCUGUAGCCAGUCCUCUAACAAAUCACAAGAACAAAGGUAAGACACUUUGUUUUUGUUUCCAGGACCCUUCAGAGGGUGACAUCAGAUAUUCCCUAAAUUCAGACAAUGAGGGAUACAGAGCGACUUGGCGUGUAUUAUUUCUCCCAUGUAAGGACAAAGGGACAGAUUAUUAUUAUUAUUUCUGAGACAGAGUCUCACUCUGUAGCUCAGGCUGGAGUGCAGUGGCUCAAUCUCAGCUCACCACACCUCUGCCUCCUGGCUUCAAGCGAUUCUUCUGCCUCAGCCUCCUCGAAUAACUGGGAUUACAGGCACCCACCACCACGCCUGGCUAAUUUUUGUAUUUUCAGUAGAGAUGGUUUCACCAUGCUGGCCAGGCUGGUCUUGAACUCCUGACCUCAGGUGAUCCUCCCGCCUCAGCCUUCCAAAGUGCUGGGGUUACAGGCAUGAGCCACCGCACCUGGCCUCACAGUGACAGAUUCUGAGAAACAGCGUGCAAAACAUUUGAACCAUUUUCUACAUCUGUCAUUGUUGCAUAGACAGUGUGCACCUGCUGCUAUCUUGCCAGAUCCACACUGGUCCUCUCGAAAGCAAGGUUCAUACACAGCAACUUUUUAAUUAUUCUAACAGUUACCCAUUAACAGUCGACUCCUGUAUUUCUAAGAGUCUUGUACUCACCUCUGAAAUUUAAAAACAUAUAAAGAGAGCCUGAGUUAAUCAGUUCUGCAGCCCCUACCCACUGUGCUAGUUCUCCUCUUUCUUCUCUCUCCUCCUUACCCUGCCCCUGCACCCCUGUACUUAAGAGGGAGAGGUGGGAGGUGCUGUCUGGUAUCAUUUUCUGCCUUGCCAAUAGGGGGUGCCGCGGUGCAGGGUAACUGCCUGCCUGGUCCCUUCCUGACCUCCCCCGACCCCAAAGAUCACACACUACCUCUGUCAUUCAGGCAUCGGGGUACAUCCUGAUAAGUCAUGUCAGAACUGCCAAUUUCAGGACUGAGAUGUGUUUUUAAAACACAAAUCCUUAUAAACUCCACUUUGUACUUUAGAUUUUAAAACUGGGGAAAAAAAUGUGAUAUUCUUCGGACCACUUUUUUAAUUUAUAUAAGCCUUAAUGAACAGUGUCUAUACAUUUGCAUACGCACACCCCCACCCCAGAGUGUUCUCAGUAUGUCAGAGAAAGUGCCAUAGCAUUAGGACGGGAGCUUGGAGAACGUUGUCUAGAAAAGGGUUAGCUUCCUGUUGGCAUGAAAUUUUCCAAGCAAACCUCUCAUUAAACAUCUGUUGUUUGUUAAAGGUGUUCCACUCAAAGCAACGCAUGUUUCAAAGGCAUGUCUUUCUGUUCGUUGGUUUUCUGUGUGUAAGGAGUAGCAUUGCUGUUGGCGCCUAACCUCGCGUGCACUGCAUUCUCAACCCUGUACCAGUGCAUCGGAAGCCUCCCUCAUGACCAUAACUCUGUGUCUGCAGAUAUCUGUGUUCCUGUGUAACCCAGUUUUCCCCUUUUACUCAGACUAAUUUCACCUAGAUUGUCACGGUUUCCUUCAUGUUAACUUUGCGUGACUUUGUUCUUCCUUUACUAUUCUGUAUGUAAUAUAUAUAUACAUAUAUACGUACAUAUGCUGUCCAAAUAUAUUUGUAUAUAUUUGUAUAGCAUUUUUACACCUUUAUUGAGUAAUCUGGUUUCGAAAGGGGGUGAGAGUUUAGUCCCUUCUACAGUUUUCUCCAAGCUGUGUCCUGCGAAUUUCGACCCUUGGAGCCUGAGAAAACCCUAGGAAGAUGAUGUUAAUUUGCUGUCAUUUCUUAAUUCAGGAUCUAUCAUCAAAUGAAACAUGGAAAAACAGUGACUCUUAAGGUGAAAAGAGUUUCAAGCAUUCCAAAUAAAUUCUCAAUGUUUCAUAACUUUUUAUUAUAAACCCACCUCCUAAUAGGAAGCCAAGUACUAUUUGAUACAGUGGCAAAAACCAAACUACCUUGAAUUUUUUUUAAGGCAACUUAUGAAUAAUGCUCAUUUUCACAAUCAGAAUAGCUUUAAAAUAUGGUUGAAUUUGAUACACACAGGAAGUUUUCUUGAAGAACAAUCCUUUCGCUUUUCUUUUUUCUUGAGAGAUCUAAAGAGAAACUGUAGAUUGUUUUCCUGACAGCAAAAGACUAAUGUGACAAAAUGAAGUCAUUGUAAAGAAGCGAUGCAACUUGUCAAAUAUUUAAUAAAGAAUUAUGGAAGCUGGAACAUUUUCUA